AUGAUCGCCGACAAGGACAUCAAAGCACUGUUCCGAGGAUACAGCUCACAAUCAUCUUCGCCUUUAGCCACUCCGGAGAUUCCUUUGCCUCCUCCAUACCUUGAGUUACUAUCUGGUACGGGAAUUAUUUUGGAGCGCUCAGCCAAAGAAGAGAUUGAGACUCGGGUAAUCCGUGAUAUAAGCAAUGAACGGCCUCGUACUUCAAUUGUUCAGCUUGCUUCAGAAUUGUCGCUAGAACCUAGAACAAUUGAAAGGCUAUUACCGUAUCAUCGUGAAGGAUGGGGCAGAAUAGGUGCCUCAACAAUUGUAACAACGGGCGAAUUCAAACGGCUAAGUGGAGACCUUUCGAGGGAACUUCUUAAUGGAGUUGUGCAAGUUGCAGAAUUUUGCCGUCGAAAUGAGAUUGACGCAGACUUGUUUCGUAAGCUUCUUCCUCCCGUGGCCGGAGAAGGCACAUGGCAGUGGUUGGGACACGAUAGAACCUGGGUCGUGGGUACGGCAUUUUACAAAGCCAAGGAGCGGGAUAUCCAAAAAUCGCUUAUAGAUGAGAAGAGGGCUGUCGAUAUGCCUGCAAUUGUAGCGGAUAGCAACCUACCAUCAAUAUUUCUGAAGACAGUAGUAUCAACACUUAUCAAGUCACGAGGUCUGAAAGGAAUGAUAGAGGGUGGUUACUAUGUGCCAGAAGCAUAUGUGGUUCAACGUCAGAAUUCCAUCGCGGAUGACCUACGUAGAGAUGGAUUUAUUGCUACGGAAACUCUGAGAAAAGGAGGGAUCGAAACCCCUGAGGAGUUUAUCCGCGACAAAGUCCCGAGUGCACGCUUACUUGGGGCUCACUUUGUAACUGCCGACUUCAUCGCCAGUGUUGAAGGAUCAGUUCUUGAACAUAUCGAACGGCAGAUGUGGAGUGAUCUGAAGGAUCUCGAUCUUCGAUUGAAUGCAGCAGACGAAAAGCUUCUACGUCAGGUGAUUGUGAAAGACCUUCCGGAACUCAGAGAAAUCACCGAAAGAAUUGUGUCAAAAGACCUUGAACCUAUCUUGGCUGAGACCUGUCGUGAAUUUGCUGUGCAACAAGCUGAAGUGGCAUGGAAGAAGAGAUCUAAGGACAAGGAUGUAUCGUUCAGGUCGCAAGAGCUUUUUAAACAUCUUGCCGCCAAAAACGAGUCUCUCCCGAUGCCCUUAUUAUCAUAUUUCGUAAAUGCACUUCAUCCCCAAGUAUCGUUGGCAUUUUCUGUGCGCCUCCGGGAACUUAAGGACUCUGAGAUCCGAAUUGCGGAAGGGGUUUUCGUCGAGAAGUGCUAUACACGGUUUCACCUUCACCACCUUGGACUAGAAGCGCUGGUAGACGCUUCAUUAAAGACCAAGCUGGCUAGCGAUUUAUUGGAAUAUGCCAAAGGAAUGAUCUCUAGCAGUUUAGAUAAGCUUGAAUCUGCUCUUAUUCACGGCGACAAACCGUUAGACUUACAACAGUUGAGGCUAGUAAUCAGAGCUGAAUCAGCGAAACCGCAGCUUGCACUCAAAGAAAUCGAAAAUGGCCUGAUAAAACUAAUACAACAGGAUCUAGCUUUCGAGCUUCCAUCUGAGGAUGAGCUGGGGAAAAGAAAGCGGAGUAUAUUAGAUGAGAUGCAACUGCAGCUUGAAGGUACCAGGGACCCAUCUCUGAUGCUUCUUUUGGCAAUUAUCAUACUUCAUUCUUCAAAGGCAUCGGGAAUCUUGAAAGCUACAGGGAAAUACGUUCCAAAACUUUUGAAGGACUUGGGCAAGAGAGAGCAGAUAGCGGAGACAGACUUGGAGGUGUUGAGCUCGGCCAAAGAUGCCGUGAUCGGAAAGAAAAACAUCGGGGAGAAGGAAGCCGAGCAAUUGAGACAGAUUGCAAAGCGCUAUUUGGUCGGAACGGAACUGAGGCUUGAUUGA
This is a messenger RNA of Morchella sextelata, 1911 nucleotides long. RefSeq lists its product as uncharacterized. NCBI's taxonomy places the organism in Eukaryota, Fungi, Ascomycota, Pezizomycetes, Pezizales, Morchellaceae. Gene Ontology annotation, biological process: regulation of proteasomal ubiquitin-dependent protein catabolic process; protein K69-linked ufmylation; response to endoplasmic reticulum stress. The record is from RefSeq and is a predicted model, not a curated record. Gene Ontology annotation, cellular component: endoplasmic reticulum membrane. The coding region runs from base 1 to 1911 and encodes 636 amino acids. Gene Ontology annotation, molecular function: UFM1 ligase activity. The transcript is spliced from 8 exons.